CGUCACUGUUUCAGAAUGAAUCAUUUGUUCGUUGCCGUUUUCGCCAUCGUGGCGAUAAGUUGCGUUAAGGGAGGGUUUCUGUAUGGGGGCGGAGGUGGAGGCGGAGGCGGCGGCGGCGGCGGUCAUGGGGGUGGCAGCGUGGCCACUUCAAGUGUUUACACCGCUCGCACCAUCCACACCGGAUCUCUAGGCCACGGAGGCGGUUUUUCUAGCGGAGGUGGUUUCUCAAGUGGCGGCGGUGGCGGUUCUGGCGGCAGCGGAGGACGAGGAGGACACUCUGGAGGAUUCUUCGCCAGUGGCGGCGGCAGCGGCGGAGGCGGAAGUGGCGGAUUCAGUUCCGGCAAUUUUGGAGGUUUUGGUUACGGACAUGGUUUUCACGGCUGAAUACGCUUCAAAUUUUUGUAAUUAGGUUAAGGUAGUUCACUGCGUACAUCUUAGAUUUAAGUACUGUAAGCUUGACAUAUCAUUAGUAAUAAAAUCUGUAGUUUAUUAGA
Molecule: messenger RNA, 494 nt
Organism: Tribolium castaneum (red flour beetle)
Lineage: Eukaryota; Metazoa; Arthropoda; Insecta; Coleoptera; Tenebrionidae
Exons: 2
Coding region: 16-384 (122 amino acids)
Source: RefSeq, a predicted model, not a curated record